AUGUCGCAGAUGUCGCACAUGGGCGUGCGACGAGAGGAGGGCAGCCCGGUUUCGGUGCUAGAUGUGGGCAUGCGACGAAGCGACGAGAGCGAUUCAGAGUGCAAUAGUGGCGAAUUAUUUGCUGAUCGUUCCGUGAACUCCGUCUCAGAGUGCUACCCAGACGCGACCGUCGCACUACGUCAGCCGUCGAACGCGUCGCCUGCGUCGCCCAGCCAACAUGGCGACGUUGCCGUGGACCUCCUCCGCCUGUCGCCGCAAGACAUCGUCGGUGACGUGGCAGGCAUGGAGCAGGACCUCGAGUACGUGCGCCACGUGCUCCUCAUCUCCGGAUUUGGCGGGCCGUCGUUACCGCCGAUCUUCUCGCACAACCUCCCGAUAAAUCCGGUGGUUUUCGAGCAGCUGGAGUUUGAGAUUACGGGACAGCUGUCCCAACACUUCCCGUCCUCGUUAUCAGCGUCCUCGUUAUCGAGUACAAGCCCUUCCUUCAUAGGCCUAACAAGCCCAGUUGCUUCUUCCACCGCCGGAGCAGCAACAGGCGCGUCUGCUGCUGGUGCGGUUGGCGCGGGGGUUUCGCGGCUUCCGUCUCCGUCGCUCUUUCCGCUCCCCAGCUUCGCGGUCGGCGCGCAGAACACGUCGGAGGAGCGCCGCCAGCGCAUGCUGCUCUUCGACGCGGUGAACGAAGCGCUCGGCCGCACACUCGCGCCGUAUCUGGAAGAGCUGCAAGCGCAAGACGAGAUCAAGCGAGACGCAAACAAUCGCUGCUCGGGUCGGCCGUCGCAGCUUUUCGCAGAUACUACUAAUACUGGUGGCGCGAAUAACGACUUCGGCCUGUGGGAGCUGGAUAACGGCGCGUCUUUUUUCGCCUCGUGCUGUUCCGCCUCGCGCAAGCCCGCUCUUCUCCGCCCGCGCCCCAUCGGCCGCCAGCUGCUGCAGCGCGUGUGGGCGGAGGUGCACAGCUGGCCGGUUGCGCCGUCGGAUGACGUGUACGACAUUCUCGAUGACGCGGCGAGGAGGGAUAUGGUGCGCGGAACCGAGCGCUGGUCCGCGGAGGAAGUCGCGGCUGCGGAGGUUCCGCAGGUGGUGUUUGCGCUGGAAUCAGCAGUGUUGGAGCGCGUGCUAGAGGAGAUUUGCCGCGAAUUUGCGGAAGUGGAGGAGGAGCGCGCGCUGUCGCGGCAGCGGAGGCUGAGCGCGAAUGGUGCCGCGGAGGGAGUGUGCGCAGGGAAAGCUCCGGGGGGAGGACUGCGGAAAGGCGGGAGUGAUAACGCUCGCGAUGAGGAGGAGCUGGGCGAUGGCGGUACCGAAUGGAUGCGCCGUCCUGGCAAGGAAAGUGGCGGCAUGGAAGAUGCGUACGACGAUUGGUGUCCUUCUCCGCGCCCGAUGAAUGACGCUGCUGAGUCCGACGGUGUUGAGGAGUGGAUCGCCUCGCCGCGAAACGAGGUUGCUGCAGAGCCGGCUGAAACGGUUGCAACGCAGGUCGUCGAUGCGGCCACUCCUGAGUCAUCCGGUUCAGUCGCUGUGAAGAAGCGACAGUACACGCAGCAGGUUUUGCAGUGGGGAACACCGCCUCCGAAGCCCGUCGCUCCACCUCCCCGUGCUGCCCCACCCCCCAUUCGUCCCCUUACAGACGAGGAGAAGAAGAAGAAGGCGUACCUGAAGGCGCAGAAGAGCUACAAGUCUGAUUGGCUGCCGAAGUUUGACUGGCUGAUUCUGGACAAGACGCCAGAGGGUGACCCGUGCCUGCGCUGCAGUGUCUGCAUGGAGCACGGGAAGGACAACGCGCGUUACGGUCGCAAUGGCGCUGGCGGUCGUGAUCUGCAGAUCGGGUCGAUGCGGUGGCACGAGAACAGCGCGAAGCACGAGGACGCCAUGAACAAGCAGGCAAACCUUCUGCAGAAGAUCGUGGACCAGAAGAAGAUUGAAGACUUCGCGAAUGGAGAUCCGGAAGGCUGUCGCGUCGCGGUACUCAUGCGCGCCAUGCGUUUUGUGUGCCGUACCGACACACCCAUCCACAUGUACCCACAGGUCGUGCAGAUUCUCGCAGAGGAGGGGGUCGCCAACUUUCCGCAACAAAGCUAUGGAGUGUACAUCACGCACGAAGCACUUGCUGUGAAGGAGACGGCCGAAGCCGAGCAGUUCCAAGAUUUCCGGAUGGUAGACAAGGCCAUCCGUGCAGUGGGCGAGAUCGUGGGGAGAUCCACGCCGUGGUACGAGCGGUUCAAAGAGCUCCAGAUCGUGAUCCACAGCACCAACCUCGAGCACCAGGGACUGUUCGACGUGCGCUGGCUCUCCCGUGCCGAUGCGGUCAACCGGCUUGUCAAGAUUUUGGGGUCGGCAAUCGUGCUCUUUCUGGAGUACAAGCACAAGAUCGCCUCGGUUGUGAAGACCCUGAAAUUCCACUUCUGUCUGUAUUUCCUGGCAGACAUUUUGGGGGAGUUGAACUCCCUGAACCGUUUCUUCCAACGACGCAAGGUGGAGGUGACGCAAGUCACAGAGGAGGUCGACCGUGUGGUGUCCCUCAUCGAGCACCGCUACAUCGACUACGAUGGUGGUUUCGGGGCGGGUCUGAGCCCCAUCCUGUCUCCAUUCAUGGCACGUGUCAAGAAAGGGGACAAGAAGGUGAAGGUGGACGGCGUGGACGCUAGCGGCAUACCCGUCAAGCACACCUUCGAGCUCAGCGAGCUGCCGGACAAGAAGCACAAGUUCGGCGGGACGCUUGCAGAUUGCGUGAAGUUGGGCAAGGCCUUCGCCCGCGAGGUCGUGUACAACCUGAAGCACCGCAUGCGAGAUCUUCGUCGAAUGGGCGACUUGAAGCUUUUCAGGGUGGACAAGUGGCCAGCGAAUCCGGACACGCGUGUGAGACGUUGUGCCACGUGGCUCCGCGAGAACUCUAAACUCUUCAACCACCAGUUGCCAGAUGUCGUGGACAUCUGGCGCAAGCAGAAGAAGAGGCGGCCUACAAAAUCCCCUGCACCCUUCCAACCAGCCAAUGACAAGGGCGGGCCAGAGGCCAGUUCGGACGACGAACGGGAGGAUGGCGUGGCUUACGAUGAGUGA
Molecule: messenger RNA, 3054 nt
Organism: Closterium sp. Naga37s-1
Lineage: Eukaryota; Viridiplantae; Streptophyta; Zygnematophyceae; Desmidiales; Closteriaceae
Source: the annotation of a GenBank genome assembly